This is a messenger RNA of Akanthomyces muscarius, 432 nucleotides long. RefSeq lists its product as uncharacterized. The transcript is spliced from 2 exons. The coding region runs from base 1 to 432 and encodes 143 amino acids. The record is from RefSeq and is a predicted model, not a curated record. NCBI's taxonomy places the organism in Eukaryota, Fungi, Ascomycota, Sordariomycetes, Hypocreales, Cordycipitaceae.
AUGACGGCAGAAGUUUCACACGGCCGCGGCGGCGCGGGCAACAUCAACGCCGACGACACCCCGUACGUCGACGGCGAGGUGGUACGCGAAGGCGUCAUUGGCAGCCACGGCGACGGAGUCUACAGUGCCGGUCGCGGCGGCGCCGGCAACAUUGGCGACAAGGGCCUUCCGGCGACUGAGCGCAAGGAUCGUGACAUCAUCCCCGAGGCGGCGGUCCGCCUGAGCACCGACACCGGCGACUACCACACGGGCCGGGGCGGCGCCGGCAACGAGCACACGGCCGCCGGGCACGCUCAUCACGGCGACCACGGCCACAAGGACAAGGAGGCAGCAGCAGUCGGCGCGCCAGAGGCGGAGAAGGAGACGACGGGCGCGCCGCCGUUGAGCGUGGCGGACAAGCUGAAGCAGAAGCUCUUUUCCGCGUUCAAGUGA